Messenger RNA from Verticillium dahliae VdLs.17, 1467 nucleotides. RefSeq names its product feruloyl esterase B. The transcript has 2 exons. The record is from RefSeq and is a predicted model, not a curated record. NCBI's taxonomy places the organism in Eukaryota, Fungi, Ascomycota, Sordariomycetes, Glomerellales, Plectosphaerellaceae. Bases 1 to 1467 code for a protein of 488 amino acids.
AUGUUGCUGGUGCCGGCGGCCCAGUUCGUCAUGGGGGCUUGUGCCAGCAGAUGCAGCACCCUCGUCGACUCGCUGGACCUCGAGGACACCACCGUGUGGUUCUCCAGUCACAUCGCUGCCGGCACGAACUUGACGUUCCCGGGAAACCAUCCGACCUGUAACCGCGCCAGCCAGGUUGUUGACGUUGACAUCUGCCGUGUCUCCAUGCUCACCACCACCGGACCGACGAGCAACACGAGCAUCGAGUAUGAGGACGUCAACUACGCCGUGUCGCAGGGCUUCGCCGCCGUCGGCACGAACAACGGCCACAACGGCACCAUUGGCGAACCCUUCCUCAACAACCCGGGCGUCAUUAAGGAUUUCGCCUACCGGGCCCUCCACCUGGGCGUCGUUCUCGGCAAGCAGGUCACCAAGGCAUUCUACGGCAAGGAGCACACAAAGUCGUACUAUCUCGGCUGCUCGACCGGCGGUCGCCAGGGCUUCAAGGAGGCACAGGACUUCCCCGAAGACUUUGACGGCAUCGUCGCCGGCGCCCCCGCUUUCGCCUUCACAAACCUCACGUCGUGGAGCGGCAGCUUCUUCACAAAGACUGGCCCGCCAGGCUCCCCCACGUUCUUGACGACCGAGCAGUGGAACGCCGUGUGGCAGAACAUGCUGGUGCAAUGCGACGGCCUCGACGGCCAGGUUGACGGCAUCCUCGAGGAUCCGGACCUCUGCCAGUACCGGCCCGAGGCCCUCAUCUGCGGCGCCAACACGACGGGCCCCUGCCUCACGGGCACCCAGGCGCAGACGGUGCGCGCCGUCUUCUCGGACCUGCACGGCCCCGACGGCUCCCUCGUCUACCCGCGCAUGCAGCCGAGCCCGCAGCUGGGCCUGCUCGUCGGCGGCCGGCCCUUCCCCUACACGAACGACUGGUUCCGCAACGUCGUCUACAACGACAGCAGCUGGGACGCGGCGACGCUGGGGCCGGCCGACUACGCCGCGGCCGCGGCGCAGAACCCCUUCAACAUCGCCACGUGGGAGGGCGACCUGUCGGGCGCGCGCGCCCGCGGCGCCCGCAUCCUGCACUACCACGGCCUCCAGGACCCCAUCAUCUCGAGCGACAACUCGGCGCGUUACUACAACCACGUCGCGCGCACCAUGGGCCUCACGUCGGCCGCGCUCGACGAGUUUUACCGCUACUUCCGCAUCUCGGGCCUCAACCACUGCGCUGGCGGACCGGGCGCCACGUUCAUCGGCAACAGGGCCGUGGCCGUGGCCGGGCACGAGCCGGAGCGCAACGUGCUGUCGGCGAUUGUGCGGUGGGUGGAGGAGGGCGUUGCGCCCGACCACAUCCUGGGCACGGCGUACGUCAACGGGACCAAGACGGCGGGCGUGAACUUUGAGAGGAAGCACUGCAAGUACCCUGCGCGGAAUGUGUACCAGUCCGGCGAUCCCAAGCUGGCCGACAGCUGGGCGUGUGUCUGA